Molecule: messenger RNA, 1605 nt
Organism: Microdochium trichocladiopsis
Lineage: Eukaryota; Fungi; Ascomycota; Sordariomycetes; Xylariales; Microdochiaceae
Product: aspartic peptidase domain-containing protein
Exons: 2
Coding region: 1-1605 (534 amino acids)
Biological process (GO): proteolysis
Molecular function (GO): aspartic-type endopeptidase activity
Source: RefSeq, a predicted model, not a curated record
AUGUCACCUUCAGUCGAUGCCGCCGCAUCCAAUACUUUCUACAAGCACACUGGGAUGCAUGGAAACUAUUCGAACCCGGGAACGGACGAGACUCUAAACUUUGAGUUGUUUGAGGACAGCUUCAGCUUCGGCGACAUCGCACUCAAAAACUUCAGCAUGGGUCUCUCCGACGUGACCACCAAGGGCAUAGGUUACCUUGGGCUCUCGUUGCCGGAGCCCAACAUUGUGAACGAGUACCUGAACAGCAGCAGUACAUCAGCGUUGGUAGACCAGUAUCUCUCGUAUUGGAUGGUGCAGAAUGCCAGCGUGGUCACGCCCGCUUUCAGCAUAUGGCCUGGCGACGGUGACAAAUACUCUGGAAAACUCGUCCUUGGAGGCAUAGACACCACCAAAUACACUGGGGAGCUCGUGAGCGUCGAGAUGUACAACCUCACGUUUUUCCUAGAGGCCAUGCAUCUGGCACUCACGCACGUCGUCGCCAACAGCAGCAGUGGCACCGACGAGCUCGCCGCCGACCUCCCUGUGGCUCUCGCGCUCGACUACGGCACCCCGAUGUCGAUUUUCCCGCACAACCUUGCCGUCGAGCUCUGGAAGAUUGUUGGUGCGACGUAUCUGCCCGACAAAAGUGUCCCUGCGGUACCGUGCGGUGCCGCCAAUGCCAACGCCCAGCUCGACCUCACCUUUGGCGGUGCAGGCGGUGCAGUCGUGUCUGCAUUCAUGUCGGACCUCGUGCUCCCGCAGUCGAUCAUGGAUCUCGGAAAACAGGAUGCCCAGGGCCAGCCCUUGUGUGUCUUCCAGAUCCGGAACCACACGGACCCGACAUGGUUCUCGAUGGGUAACUGCCUGCUCCAGUCGACAUACCUCGUCGCCGAUCUGCACAACCGCAAGCUCGCGCUCGGGCAGGCCGUAAUCAAGCCCGAGGUUGCCAGCACGAGCCAGAUCGUUCCCUUUGCCGCCCGCCGUGCGGGAAUCCCCUCUGCGACCCCCGCGCCGAGCCCGGUGCCAAAGGAUGUGCUGCCGUUCUUCAGCUCGGAGCUCCUCACGCAGUCCACCCGCUCACAGAUCCCGACCUCCACGCCAAACCCGUCCACCACAUACGCCGCGCAGGCCGGCUUCACGGACCCGGCGAGCUGGACUGCCAACAUGACGAGCGCUGAUGGGGACUCGGAUGGGCUCGCGCAGUCUGCCCAGAUCGGCAUCGGGGUCGGCGUGGGAGUGGCCGUUGUUCUACUCGUUGCUGUAGCAGUCUUGUUUUUCAGACGACACAGACAAAAGAAGCAGCAACUUCAAGCUUUCAACAACAGCAAUUCUGCAGCUGCCAAUGGCUCGCCGUCGACAAUGGCGACCAGCGCGUACGGCGAAGGCAAGCCCGACAUGCAGACGAAUGCGCCGCCCACUGAGCUCGGGGGCCAGCAGCUCCAACCAGAGCUUGCGACUUGGCACAACAACCAGGAGCUGCCUGGAGACACCGCCGGCGGCACUGGAUAUGGCUAUCAAGGAUCCCCGCCGCCCCAGCACAUGUACUACCCAGGGCCACAACCUCAGCAACCGUACCAACAUCCGCCCGUCGAACUUGACAGCACCAUUCCCACACAUAGGCAGUAA